UACAAAAUUGUCUUUGUUGGUGAUUCCGGUGUUGGAAAAUCUAGUUUUGUUCAAUGUUUUUGCACCGAUCAAUUUAAUAGUAGUUAUAGCGCUACUAUUGCUAUCGAUUUUCAAGUUAAGAAUUUAAUCAUUAAUGGAAUGGAAAUUAUGCUUCAAUUGUGGGAUACAGCAGGGCACGAAAGAUUUCGAAGUUUAACCAAAUCAUAUUUUCGAAAAGCGGAUGGAAUUGUCAUGGUGUAUGAUUUAAGUAAUCCAUUAUCAUAUGCCAGCCUACGAGAAUGGAUGUUUAGCGUUGAAGUAAGAAACUAUGCAACGGUCAUGAUUAUAGGAAAUAAAGCAGAUUUAGCCGAUAAAAAUCGACGAGUUCAGUAUAAAGAUGGAAUUAAAUUAGCUAAAGACAACGAUGCUCUUUUCACCGAGACUAGUGCUAAGGGCGCCUAUAACCUACAUGAAGCUAUGGUUGCUUUAACGACGGUUAUCAUGCAUAAAAAUCAAGAGACUCGG
Messenger RNA from Trichoplax adhaerens, 504 nucleotides. RefSeq lists its product as uncharacterized. Lineage: Eukaryota; Metazoa; Placozoa; Uniplacotomia; Trichoplacea; Trichoplacidae. Gene Ontology annotation, molecular function: GTPase activity; GTP binding. The transcript has 4 exons. The record is from RefSeq and is a predicted model, not a curated record. The annotation marks the transcript as partial.